GCCAUUUCGUGGACGCCAGGUCAGCGAGAGCUUUGCGGGAGCCGGGCGGGGAGGGGAGCGGGAAGCGGGAAGACCCAUCUGAGGGUGUGCGGAUUUGAGCGUCCGCUUUCCAACCCAAGAUCUCGAAAUGCAUCGUGAUUCCUGUCCAUUGGACUGUAAGGUUUAUGUAGGUAAUCUUGGAAACAAUGGUAACAAGACUGAAUUGGAACGAGCUUUUGGCUAUUAUGGACCACUCCGAAGUGUGUGGGUUGCUAGAAACCCUCCCGGCUUUGCUUUUGUUGAAUUUGAAGAUCCCCGAGAUGCAGCCGAUGCUGUUCGAGAACUAGAUGGGAGAACAUUAUGUGGCUGCCGAGUAAGAGUGGAACUCUCGAAUGGUGAAAAGAGAAGUCGAAAUCGUGGCCCACCACCGUCUUGGGGUCGUCGCCCUCGAGAUGAUUAUCGGAGAAGGAGUCCUCCACCUCGCCGCAGAUCUCCAAGACGGAGAAGCUUCUCCCGCAGCCGGAGCAGGUCCCUUUCUAGAGAUAGGAGGAGAGAGAGAUCACUGUCUCGGGAGAGAAAUCACAAGCCUUCCCGAUCCUUCUCUAGGUCUCGUAGCCGAUCUAGGUCAAAUGAAAGGAAAUAGAAGACCAUUUUGCAAGAGGAGUGGUGUACAGGAAAUAACUUCAUUUGACAGGAGUAUGUACAGAAAAUUCAAGUUUUGUUUGAGACUUCAUAAGCUUGGUGCAUUUUUAAGAUGUUUUAGCUGUUCACAUUUGUUUGUGUCGGAACAGUGACAAAGAUGUAAUUCUCUAUGAUUUGAAUGUAUUAUAUGAGGCAUGUAAUAUCAAGAAUUGUUACUUUACAAUGUUCCCUUAAGCAAAAUUGAAUUUGGUUUGAAGUUUAGUCUCACAUAGAUUGGUAAUAAACCUCUAACUCCUGCCCAGCUAAAGCUUGACAUUUAAUACCAUGAAAACCGGCAAAAAUUGAACGAAGUCUUUCCAUAGCUGGGAUAAUAGUAUGCAGCUGUAGUUGAAGAAGCAGUCUUUAAAAGCUGGUGUGAACACAAGCCAGCAGGUAAAAAUUAAGCUGCACUGUUAAACUAAAUUAGAGGUUUAAAAAAAAAAAAAACAAAAAACUUCUUCAUAUUGGGCAGGGGUGUCCAGUUGGUGUAGAAUUGGAAGUUGCAAGAAAGUUAGUUUAUCUUUGCUUUAGGUCAUAAGUUCCUUACGUGAUUGCCGUAUAUGAACACACAGCUCUUUGUAACAAUCUCUAUUUGGUAAUUUGAAACUACUCAAGAUACCAACGGCCUGCCAGUUUAAGGGUACAUUGUAGAGCUAAACUUUGAGUUACUGUGCAAGAUUUAUUUUUUUUCAUGCUGUCAUUUGUAAUAUGUUUGUGAGAAUCCUUGGGAUUAAAGUUUUGGUUACAAAUUGUUGUUUAACCUGAAAGCCUGUUUUUCCUUGCAAAACUAAAAUCUGUGAGCUUGGUAUCAAGUCCAGGUAUAACAUUCCUAUUGGAAGCCAUACUUCUAUUUUCUUGUAAAGUGCUUUUGAAUUAAUAAAAUAUUAGCAUAAUUGUGUAAUAGUCGAACCCACUAUUACCAUAGUUCUUGUCCCAUGGAAAUCAGUUGGUUACACAAACCUUAGAAGAAACAAGUGAGGCUGAAGGGAAUUUUUGGUUGUCACCUACGUGAUUGUUUGUACUUAACCAUUUUUUAGGAGUUAGGAGCCAGUUCAAAGACCAUGAUACUCUGUGACCAACAUUUUAAAAUAUAGCAACCUGGUACAUUAUAACCCGAAGUGAUCCUAUAAAAAAGGCUUUUAUCAUUAGCAUGAGACCUUUCCACAAAGCUUAAAAAUUGCUUCCAUUUUACAUAAUUUGAGGUGUUGCAUGGGAAUUCUAAAUUGAUCCAUCAUGAUGUAAAAUUCAAUAUAUGGUUCAAAUGUAACAGUGCAGAAUUGAAUAUGGAGGCAUGCAUAACCCUUCCUCUUAGAAAUCCAGAGGAGUUGUAAUUUCAAAUUUUUGUGCAAUUAGAUUAAAUCAUAAUGAAACAGUCUUGUGGCUUAGUUUCCUUAAAUGUGCUACUUAAAGGUAGUUUUGGAUUAUGCUGUACUGACUUUAAUAUAUGAAAGAUGAGUUAUUGCAUUGAGUUGAGCCUAUAAAGAUUUUCUAAGAUGUAGAUCCUAAACAAAUUGUUUCCAGUGGUCCUUAUUAACUUCAUGCAGAUACCAACAAAGGAGGAGAGUCAUUGGUGUCAGA
This is a messenger RNA of Odobenus rosmarus divergens (Pacific walrus), 2238 nucleotides long. RefSeq names its product serine/arginine-rich splicing factor 3 (gene SRSF3). The transcript has 6 exons. Gene Ontology annotation, molecular function: RNA binding. The coding region runs from base 128 to 622 and encodes 164 amino acids. Gene Ontology annotation, cellular component: nuclear speck. The record is from RefSeq and is a predicted model, not a curated record. NCBI's taxonomy places the organism in Eukaryota, Metazoa, Chordata, Mammalia, Carnivora, Odobenidae. Gene Ontology annotation, biological process: mRNA splicing, via spliceosome.